CGGUCAAAUGUAUUCACUUGCUACAAAGUAUAAAGAAAGACAUAAUGAAGCAGCAUCCGUGUAUUCCAUUUCUGUUCAUCGGUCGUAAAUGGCGCCACCAACUCCGAAUAUUCAAACGUUUGAGACGGAGGAUCAAGUCGCCAUCGCUCUUGCUGUAUACAUCCUCCAUCUCUCUGCUAAAUUCAUCGCCGCCAAUGGUUCUUUCUCCGUUGUUCUCUCCGGCGGUUCUUUAAUCGAUACUCUCAGGAAAUUAACUGAACCUCCAUACGUUGAUUCCAUAGAUUGGUCGAAAUGGUCGAUAUUCUUCCUUGAUGAACGAGUUGUUCCUCUGAAUCAUCCUGAUUCAAAUUACAAGCUUGCUUAUGACGGAUUUCUAAGCAAGGUGCCAAUUCCUGAAUCAAACAUCUAUCCGAUCAAGGAAAGAUUAUCACCGGAGGAAGCAGCUGAUGAAUAUGAACAGCGCCUCAAAGAUCUGGUAUCCAACAAGAAACUAAGAACAUCAGAAAUUACAGGGUUUGCUAAAUUCGAUCUGAUGUUAGUCGGAAUGGGUCCAGAGGGGCACGUCGCAUCACUCUUCUGCUGGCAUUUUCAACGAUUUGAGAAGAUAAAGUGGGUGACUUUCAUCACGGAUUCACCCAAACCUCCUUCUAACAGAAUCACUUUCACCUUCCCUUUGAUCAAUUCAGCUUCUGAGAUUGCAAUGGUGGUGACCGGAGAAGACGCAGCUGAUGCAGUGAAGGUGGCGUUGGGCCCACAUGCUUCUUAUGGUUUUCCGUUGCCUGUGCAGAAGGUUUCACCUGAAGGAGGGUUCACGUGGUUCUUGGAUAAGGCUGCUACUUCAGAGCUCUGAAUAAUGUUUACUUGUACACAAACCUUUCUUUCUAUAUUUAACAUGGCAAGAUAUUGUUUGCUAUAAUUUAUGUAUUGUUU
This is a messenger RNA of Lactuca virosa, 930 nucleotides long. NCBI's taxonomy places the organism in Eukaryota, Viridiplantae, Streptophyta, Magnoliopsida, Asterales, Asteraceae. The record is from the annotation of a GenBank genome assembly.